CUGCACACACAGAAGUUAUAUUAACUGACUCCAGUUCACUGAAUGAUCACAGCAGAAGACAGAAGGUGUGACAUAGGUAGCAGCACAUCCAGGCAGCACGAUGACCAGCAAGGUGUUGAAUAUCUUGAAACGCACUGAGGUGAAAUCUGACAAGUCGAUUGCUGUUGCAGCGGUCGGACGACAUCUUCAUUUGGGCAUGAUGUACGACUGUCGCAACGAUUCCUUUGUUCCAGGAGUCUACCUGUGGGACAUGGAAAGCAUAGAGAAGAACAAGGUUGUGGCCGAGAGGCCGCAAACCUUUGUCAACAUAUCUCUGUCUGACUCACUGGAAGAAAAAAUGAAAUUGUUAAACAUAAGUUCCUCUCUCAGUGCGAGUGUACAUGCUGGGUUAGUAAAGAUGGGAGGUUCGUCCACCUACCUGAACGACAGAUCGUCUUCCACACGAGAGUGCAGAGCGACCAUCCAGUACAGCGUGAUGACCAAGACUGAGCACCUUAACUUGAGCCAAAUGGGAAAGAAAAAGGCCAUCCACAAAUUAAGUGCCACCCACGUGAUUACCGGAGUGGAAUACGGCGCAGAAGCGCUGAUGGUGUUCAGUGAAACGGCAACAACCCACACUGAGAAGAAAAGCAUUACGACAAACCUAAAUACCAUGCUGAGUAAGAUGAGCCUGUUUGAAGUCAGUGCUGAGGGAAAGAUUCAGAUGUCAGAGGAAGAGAGGAAGAAAGUACAGAACUUUUCUUGCACCUUCUACGGCGAUUUCGAUUUGGAGGAGAACCCAACCAACUUUGAGCAGGCAGUAAAAGUCUACAGAGACCUCCCCAAACUGCUCGGGUCCAACAAGGAGAAGGUGGUGCCCAAGAAAUUCUGGCUCGUCCCGCUUUCAGAAGUUAUGUCUUCGGCGCCAAAGCUGAAGCACGAGGUCAGCGAAAUCAACUGCAUUAAAUUACGGAAUAUAAUGGAGGAGCUGAGCACCGCGCAAAUGAGAGCGAACGACAUCUCUAAAGAAAGCAACUCUAUUCAGGCCACUGACAUCACUAAGAAGAUGAAAGCUUUUGGAGCAAACAUUGAGAAAUAUAUGCUUGUGUGGAAAGACAACCUCUUCCAUCUCCUUCCUGAAAUAAGGAAAGGAGUAGAGAAGGAAGAAAGGCUGGAGAAGAUGUUCAAACUUUAUGCAGAAUCACCCUUUGGGCCUGGUAAAAUGGACACCUGGCUGAAAGAGAGGGAGACUGAACUCAGCAUCAUCAAAUCGUACAUAAACGACAUUCAAGUACCAGAUAUUCAGAUCAUAGCUCCUGAAGACAUCGACAAAGUGCUGUUCGAUCCUAGCAAUAAGAGCGUGUGGGCGUUUGUGUUUACCUCCCUUGGACAAGAUGACCCUUACCUGGAGUGCCUCAGUGCUUGCCUGCUCUCGGACACGUUCACUAAAAUGGACUCUAAAAUGGAUCCACAACCGUCUGUCAAGGAAAAAACUCCUUGGUACAAAUCUCCUGAAGUCUCAAAGGUCAUGAGGGAGUCUCUGAAACUCUUUUGCAAAGGUGCUGCUGAUCGCAACCUGUCCAUCAUCAGCUACAUCGACUACCCAUACACUGUAGGUGCCGCUGUGAGACUCUAUACAAACUGUCAUCUGGACUACGUAAACUACCACAACAAACAUGAGCCGGAGGUUGUGGAGGUCGACUCAAGCAGCAUAACCCUCAGACGCUCAGCCAAGACAGCUACUCAACCGAUUACAUACAAGAAAGCGGGUGAGGGAGACAAGGCACAGGAGCAGAAGUUGACCUGGCCAAACACAGAAGAAACCCUGGUGAUCUCAGACCUGCUGCCCAGCACCAAGUAUGAGUUCCGGAUUGGCAAGCAAAACUCUAAGCUCAUGAUCGAGACCCUAUGAAGCGUCAGACUCACCAAGAGAACUUCACAAAAUGCAGUUCAAUAAAAUCUUGCAGAGGUUUACUGGACUUUUGCACUACACAUGCACAUCUGCAUAGAUGCACCACAAUUUUGCAGCACAUCAGGUACUCUGGUGCAGCUUCUCAUCCAUACACAGUACUGUGCAAAAGUUAGAGACUCCCCUUCAUUUAUUUAAUUUUCAGUAAAAAUAGUUAUGAAGCCAAGAUAAUGACUUUUCAGGAGGUAUUUGUGAGAAGAUUACAUAUAAGAUAAUCUACUUGCACAAGGAAAGAGAAAAUAAGUAGAGUUUCCAAA
This is a messenger RNA of Colossoma macropomum (tambaqui), 2205 nucleotides long. Its product is annotated as verrucotoxin subunit beta-like. Lineage: Eukaryota; Metazoa; Chordata; Actinopteri; Characiformes; Serrasalmidae. The coding region runs from base 101 to 1891 and encodes 596 amino acids. Gene Ontology annotation, molecular function: protein binding. The transcript has 4 exons. The record is from RefSeq and is a predicted model, not a curated record.